Trematomus bernacchii (emerald rockcod) is the source of this 5453-nucleotide messenger RNA. Its product is annotated as lymphoid-restricted membrane protein-like. The record is from RefSeq and is a predicted model, not a curated record. NCBI's taxonomy places the organism in Eukaryota, Metazoa, Chordata, Actinopteri, Perciformes, Nototheniidae. Gene Ontology annotation, cellular component: endoplasmic reticulum membrane.
UAGCCAGGAAGCCAGCACUGCAGCCCUGCCAUCCGCAGCAUGGAAUAUUACACGCCCCAUCCAAAUCGUCGCCACAACCCCGUGGACAGCAUAUGCCGCAAACUGCAGACCAUUCAGUGGCGCGGUGACCGAGAGCCCAAUUCAGCAUUCCAGAUCCCCAAACUCUCCUCCAACAAUUACUACAGCCCGCAGAGUGACCUCAGGCACAACCUGGAAAGCAUCCUGAAGAAAGGAACCCUCCACAGAGAUGAGGGGGAGAGGGGGAAGGGUAGAGGGAUGAGUCCUGCUGCAGCUUCCCAGAGGAGCAACAAGGGUUCCUCCAUCUCUCUGCCCACAUCUUCCACCCCUGCAUGCUAUACCUCCACGCCAACUAACCACACAUACACUAUCACUAGCACUCUAAGUGAGAGGAGAGGUGCAGAAGGGAGUGAUUUAAGACACAUUAAGACAUGGCCAGGGCAUUGUUCCACGCCCACAGGCCAAUCCAAAGAGUCCCCUUACUUUUCAUUCACACCCCAGAAGGGGCGGCCCGAGAGCGAGAGGACAAGCAAGACCCCCCACCUGUGUCGUACCUUCACCCCAAACAAAAGCACCCUCUCCUACAACCUCAACUUCUGCUCAGCGGACCGUGCAAACUCCACAGAGUGGGAGCUGCCCUACCCAGCUCUGGUUGUGAAACGGCUGUCCAUGGGAGAUGGAGGAUCUUCAGUAGCCUCUGAAAACAAGGAGAAUAUGGCAGAAAUCAGCUUAAUCUGUGAGGAGAAUCUGCUCGAUACCAUCUUCUAUGCCUGUGACACCCAGCGUCGAGGUAAAGUGUACGUCUCUCACAUCGUGGACUUCCUGCGGCACACCACCAGCCGCAACUCAGAAGACAGCGGCCUAGAAGACCUUUGCAACAUGCUCGACCCAGAACACAAGGACGUCUCCAUCGACUUGGUCACGUACCACGCCGUCAUGAAGGAGUGGAUCGAUGACUGCCGCAACAACGGGGAAGACACACCAGAUGAAGUCUCUCAGGAGGACUCAGUCAAACUCCGAGACAGCCUGUCAGCAAAGAGGUCCAUGUUGUUCAAUAUUACUUCGGGAAGCUUGGAGGCCUUUGGAGGGGAGGCGUCCAGAGCAGAAUUUGAGACGUCAGAGCUGGUGUGUUGUGUCGCUGACCUUCAGAUGAGCAACCAAAAGCUCGAGGAGGAGGUGAGGAAGAUGAAGCUGGUGAUGGAGAGCAUGGAGGACAGCAACCAGAAGCUGGCAGAGGAGAACGAGGAGCUACACAAUCAGGCCAGGGUUAACCAGCAGCUGGCCCAGAAGGAGAAGAUGCUGAACGAGGAGGUGGAGGAGAUGAAGGCCACUCUGAACUGUAGGGAGGAGGGCAGAGCGCGUGCCUCCGCUCACAGCAAACACGUGGAGAGAGAGAACCAGAGUCUCAUUGCCAGUAUCGCGUCUCUUCAGGAAGAGAACUUCAGGGUCACCGUGGAGACAGAAGAGCUUCACAGGAGGAUAACCGAGCUGCGUGACAUUAACACUGACCUUCAGGUGCAAAUUCACUCUUUUGAUGCGGUUGUUGGUGAAAAGGAAGCUGUGAUAGUAGAGAAGAGCAGACUGAUAGAUGAGCUGAAGUCCGCAGUGGAGGAAUACUCAUCCAUCACUGAGCUGCUGAGGUCACACAAGAGCAAGCUGGAGAGCCAGAUGCAGAUGAUGCAACCAGACAUGUCUGGGGCUGGUCUGUCCCUGUCGGUGGCCUUCAGGUUGAACCAGAGCAGCUCAGGAUCCCUGCAGACAGAACUGGCUCUGGCUCAGUCACCACUGGAGGCCCACCAUGGAGUUGAGCUUUUAUCCACCACGAUGAGCUAUGUCUCCCCUCUGGAUAUAACGCUGGACAGGGAGGUGCUGCUGAUGCUGCAGGGACCCAACCCGGAACAAAUGGCUCGGGAGUUCAACAACCUCCUAAAUAAACUGAAAAGGAAUUUCAGAGAAGAAACCAACUCCGUCUUAUCUACAACUAGAGGCUUGUUGGACAACUGCGCACAGCCAGCAGGCGACCAGGACACGGUUCUCCAGAAGGUGCAGGCCGAGCUGGACGCGAAGAGGGAGGACUGGGCCCUCAGCCUGGACCAGCUGGCCCAGUACACAGACUCUCUGGAGAAGGAGCUGAUCAAAAUGGCCAGUAACAUGAGGAGGUCCCGCACUGAGAUCCUGCACCUUUCAGUCAGGGUGCAGGAGCAGGAGAACCAGAAGCAGCAGCUUUGUGAGGAGCUGGAGCAGAUAAAGACACCUCAGGACAGCAGAGAGGCCUCGUGCCAGACACCUGCACCAGAGGAAGAGCCUGGAGAUGACUUGGACUGGGAUGAGGAGUUCGCCCUUCAAGAUUUCCUGAAGAACGAGUUGGCGGAGAGGAACUGCAAAGAGCAGGGAGGGCGAACAGAGAGAGGCGAGGAGGAGGACGGGGAGGAGAGGUGGACGGUGGUGGACACAGCUGGAGAGGGGGAAGUGAGGGACACCUCCACUCCGGUGUCUGCCCUCUCUGGGAGGACGCUGCCUCAAAACGGAGCAGCAGAAGAGAGUCAUGACUCUGCAGCCUGCACUGAGUCAGAGCAAGACUUGGACGUCCAGUCUAUGCAGGAGCAGGAAGCGGUGCCAUUGAGCGCCCACUCACAAGCUGUCGGCAUUAGAAACCCAGAGGCGGAUGCUCCUCCUGAUCUGUCCCACUCAAAGAACAACAAUGGAGAGGCUCUUGUGACUGAAGAGUCUCCCUCCUGUGAUCCAGCCCAAAAUCAGAGCAGCUCACCUGAACAAGAACCAACAGUCACACCAAGUAACACCCCUCCCACAGAAGUUCCUACCGACAGCACAUCACCUGGACCAGAUGAGACCAUUACCCAGACUGAGAGCACCCAGCCUACCAGUGAGGACCACGGGGAAGAAGAAGAAGAGAAAGAAGGCGAGGCGGAGCCAAGCACAGGAGACAUGAGUCGUACUAAGAGCCCGAGCCAGGACCAGUCUGCAGACAGAUCAGCAGCCGAGGACAGCACGUGUCUGCUACCCGUGUUGGUUGAAGAGGAGGAGAGUGUGCAGGACGGUACAGCAGAGGUGGUGCCAACAGUAUCCGCCAGCAUGGAAGAGACUGACCGGUUCACCAGCAGCUCUCCUCAGUCGGGAUCGUCCGUCACACACGCCAGCCAAUCGGGGAGUGGCGUUGGCAGCGUGACCUCUGACCCCAGCCAAUCUGAGGAUAGUGCAGCCAAAAAAGACUCCCUCCCCCUCGGUGGCAAAAAAAAGAGGGAACUGGAGCGGGAAAGCAGCAUGGAGGUCAUCGAGGAGUGCAAGGUUCAGGAGGACCAGAGUGAGAGCAGCGUGGCCACGGACAAAGGAUCUGGUAUGUCGGGAAGCAGUGGUACCGCCAUAGCGGACAAGAACAGCCUGUCGCCUAAUGACAAGGAGAUUGAGGCGGACUUCCAGCGCCUGGCGUUGGGUUUUAAGUGCGACAUGUUUACCCUGGAGAAGAGACUCCGGCUGGAGGAGAGGUCACGUGACCUGGCUGAGGAGAACGUCCGCAAAGAGAUCUCCAGCUGCCAGGGCCUACUGCAGGCUCUGACUCCUCUGUGUGAGGACGACAACCAGUCCAUGGAGAUCAUCCAGCGGCUCCAGAAGAACCUGGAAAUCCUCAUCCAGUCCAUGAGCAGGGUGUCCAGUCGCUCUGAGAUGCUAGGAGCUAUUCACCAGGAGAGUCGUAUCGGUAAGGCUGUGGAGGUGAUGAUCCAUCACGUGGAGAACCUGAGGAGGAUGUACACCAAGGAGCACGCCGAGCUGCUGGAGCUGAGAGAGGCGCUCAUGCAGAACGAGAGGUCGUUUGGUUCACAAACGGAGAGGGGUAAGGAUGAUUUCCGUGGCAAGAAGCAGCCGACACAGUACUACAAGUCAUCAACCCGGCGGGUCAGCAUAGCAGCCAUCCCUCGCUCUGGUGGAGGCAACAUGCAGUUUGACAUGUCCAAAACACAAGACUGCUCAGAGACUGAGACGGAGCGACUGACCAGACGAUCCCCAUGGAAUGUGGGCGGGAAGAGCUCAGCGCGCCCCCCACUAAAGCGCUUUGUUAGCUCUGCGGCCUGGGUUGAAACUGAAGAACCUUCUCUCUUGAUGAAGGGGACGGCCUACGACAACACCGACUGCCAGGUGGAGGACGAGCAGAAGGAGGAGCCGGUGGCAGAGAGGAGGAGGUCCAGCCUCAGUGAGCUGGGGAGCAAACUCACCUCCCUCAUUCUGCCCCUCAAGACUCCGACCCCCUCCCCUAGCCCCACUUCCACAGACCCAGGAAUGGCCCAGUCUCUGUCCCACAGCCUCACCUCUUCCCGGACGGCCGCAGCAGCCGCAGUAGCCAGGAGUGGCCGGGGGCUCUGGCUCUGGUUGGCCAUGGUGGUGGUGCUAGCAGGUCUCCUGGCGCUGCUGGCCAGCCUGGUGAUGCAGCCAGCGGUUGAUGCCGCCCCUGUGGGGACCGGGGACUCCUGGAUGACCAUCCAGCAGCUACUGUGGCCCUACACGGGGCUCCGGCAUAACGGACAGCCCCCCGUCUAACCCCUGAGACCCGGGAUGGAUGUUGUUACGCCCUUCAACCUCUGCAGAUCCAGGCACUUGGUUGGCGAUGUAGUGCAGUGUACCUAAACCCAGAGGCUGUUGGUAUGUUUACUGGUGCCUGAAGACUCCCAACACAAGACUCUCAUUAACAGGCCAGGCCCCAGGGGAUAGUUAACCCUAUGGAGGCUUUAUGCAUCAUGUCACGUUUGCUCAGUUAGUUAGUUAGUGUGUGUGUGUGCAUUUGUCUGUGUUUGAAGAGAAGAAGCAGUUACAGGUGGGGAAAACCAAAUCUCCUGUUACAGUUGGCUGCCCAACGUCCUGAACGCAUCAUGAUGCAGUUUUCCUAUCUACCCAGACCCAAUACAAUCUGUCAAAUCAGGCUUGAUCAGUCAUCUGAGCUACAACGAUCGCCAAUCAUGUUCCAACUUCAACAGAAUGACAGCACUGAAUCCACCGGGUCAUACAAUGGGCCGCUGUGCAGUUUCCAUUGAUGCACAUCAUGGACUAUGGCUCUUAUUGUGCCACAAGGCUUUUUAAACAGUGCAUGCACUUGAGGAAAAGGGGCGACUCUCCGCCUUUUUGAUGAAAUGAGGACAUUUUAUAACUUUAAGUCAAUAAGCACUGGUAAUUAAACUUUUGUUAAAGUGUAUUUAAAUGUUUGAAGUCUAUAUUGAGUGUCUUAGUUUUGAGUGGGGAUAUGUGAAUAUAUAUUUUUGUUAAUAAGUUAUAAUUAUACAUUGUUACAGUCUUUACACCAAAGGUUUUUAAUUGUAUCUUCCUCUUGCUGUGGUUGUCACCGUUUUCAAGUUAAUUUUCUUUUGUAUGUUCCAAAGAAGAUGCGUGAAACUUUGCACACAAAUAAAGUAGCAAAUUCUACAAUAGAA